AUGAAUGCCAACUUUGACGAGGAGCCCGUUUGGAUUACCAACGACGAUGCCCUAUCAGAGACAUCGGAUAUAUCAGACUUCAAAGAGCCGAUCGAGUUCCCCGAACCGCCAGCCCCGGAAAGACCCAAAUGUGGAGAAAUUCUUCGAAUGACUCGUCCCGAAAGUCGGGCCACAGACAUGGAGGGCUCAUGCCUAUUCUGGUUCAAACCUAGAAUUUCUUUUCAACUACGACAAGGUCCUUCUUGGAAUCAAAGUUCCACCUGUUCAGUCUUCAAUAUCUGGUGUCCACCAUCAUAUAUCGGUGCCACCCUUACGCAGCUAGGACCGAACCCGGUGAAGCUAAACAACAACGAUCUCAUUGUCACCAGUUCCGACGAGGAUUUUGAGACGCUCAAGUCUAGUGACACGGAAACUAUCCCUCUUGUAGAGGGAAAUGUCGUCGCCGCUAUUGAUAUCGAUCGCCCGGGCUACUUUUGCUGCUCUGUAUGCUUCUCAUACCGUGGAAGAGUGAUCCUGGCCAACGGCGAGCGCUGGAAAUUCAACGAAAUCGACAUCGACUACCAUCAUUUUACGCGUGAAUACGAUCCAGAUAACUCCUAUAGUAAAGCUGAUGGGAAGAGUCUUGUGUGGAUGUUCUACCAUAGCUCGAGACCGGAACUGACGAACGGCGUCCCCGACGAUCUGCCCUUCGCUAUGGAUCUCGAUACCCGGAUUUGUCGAGUGAAAAGGUCUUCCAACUGCGCCGAUCCCUGUCCGGAUGGGGGUCCCGUUCUGGCAGUGAUGAACCGAAAUGGUAUCGUUUGCUGUGAGGAUCUUGAGAAGAAUACGGAGAUCGAUACGGAUAAUAUUCGGGGAUUGGUCUUGAUGACUGCUUUGGCGGUUGCGCGAUAUGAGAGAUGGCUCCAAGUGUAA
This is a messenger RNA of Penicillium cataractarum, 912 nucleotides long. RefSeq lists its product as uncharacterized. The coding region runs from base 1 to 912 and encodes 303 amino acids. The record is from RefSeq and is a predicted model, not a curated record. The transcript is spliced from 2 exons. NCBI's taxonomy places the organism in Eukaryota, Fungi, Ascomycota, Eurotiomycetes, Eurotiales, Aspergillaceae.